CAACCUUUCAAUCCCUUUUGCACUUCACUUAGCAAACACAACAGUCUACACUCCAACAAGGCUCAACCCUCCCAACAGCCAGCAUCGGGAGCACGCCUUCCUUCCUCUUUCACCCUUCUUCCCCCCCGUUUCGUGCGCCCGCGCCGCCCCGCUCCACCCCCAACUCGCGUGCCUCGUGGCCUUCAGUCAACAACAAGAAACGACUUGCUCAGUCUCCAACCACCCGGUUCGACGUCUGCGCAUAGUCCCAAGCCACGCCCUUCGACGCGAAAGCCCGUGAUCCUUGCUCUUUGCUCGAUCGCGAGACGGAGACUGUGAAACCCGCCGGUGCACGCCCCCCUCCUUCAAUAACCCCCCUCUCCUUUCAACAAAUCUAAACACACAUUGCCCAACAUGGCCGACCCCUCCAACGAGAUCGACCUCGACUCGAUCAUUGACCGUCUGCUCGAAGUGCGCGGAAACCGUCCAGGCAAGGCCGUUCAGCUGCAGGAGUACGAGAUCAAGUACCUUUGCACCAAGGCUCGUGAGAUCUUUAUCGGUCAGCCCAUUCUCCUCGAGCUGGAAGCGCCGAUCAAGAUUUGCGGUGACAUCCACGGCCAAUAUUACGACCUGCUCCGCUUGUUCGAGUAUGGUGGCUUCCCCCCAGAAGCCAACUACCUCUUCCUUGGCGACUACGUCGACCGUGGCAAGCAGUCGCUCGAGACCAUCUGCCUUUUGCUCGCCUACAAGAUCAAGUACCCCGAGAACUUCUUCAUCCUCCGCGGCAACCACGAGUGUGCCUCGAUUAACCGUAUCUACGGCUUCUACGACGAGUGCAAGCGUCGCUACAACAUCAAGCUCUGGAAGACGUUUACCGACUGCUUCAACUGCCUGCCCAUUGCGGCCAUCAUUGACGAGAAGAUCUUCACCAUGCACGGCGGCCUGAGCCCCGACCUCCAGAGCAUGGAGCAGAUCAGGCGAGUAAUGCGCCCCACCGAUGUCCCCGACACUGGUCUCCUCUGUGACCUCCUCUGGUCCGACCCGGACAAGGACAUUACCGGCUGGAGCGAGAACGACCGAGGUGUCUCGUUCACGUUUGGACCCGACGUUGUUUCGCGGUUCUUGCAGAAGCACGACAUGGAUCUGAUCUGCCGUGCCCAUCAGGUUGUGGAGGACGGCUACGAGUUCUUUGCCAAGAGGCAGCUAGUCACUCUGUUCUCGGCCCCCAAUUAUUGUGGCGAGUUUGACAACGCCGGUGCCAUGAUGUCGGUCGACGACACCCUGCUUUGCUCUUUCCAGAUCCUCAAGCCCGCCGAGAAGAAGGCACCCAAGUACGGUUACGGCGCUGGCGGACGGCGCCAGUAGUAGCCUCGCCGCCGCAACCACCACAACCCCACCACCUACAUCCAGCGCCCCCCGUCCCAGUUUGGCUGUCUCCUUCCCGAGGUCCCCCCUGUUCUUCCCCCCAGAUGCAUAGCCAGCAGACCGUGUAUGAGUGUUGUUGGAGUGGGGAGGGGGGAUAGUGGGGAUGCGAUUCUGCACUAUUAUGUUGACGACAAACUGGGGGUAGCGGGGCGAUGAGGUCCGAGUACAAGCUGCUCGGAAGCAAUCGACUCCACUAAAAGAAACCAUUGAGUGUCGCGAGCAUAGAAAAGUUACGUGUACGAGAUGCAAUGAUUCCUCCGAGUAG
Messenger RNA from Vanrija pseudolonga, 1669 nucleotides. It is a transcript of the gene bimG, whose product is annotated as Serine/threonine-protein phosphatase PP1. The record is from RefSeq and is a predicted model, not a curated record. Gene Ontology annotation, molecular function: protein serine/threonine phosphatase activity. Gene Ontology annotation, cellular component: cytoplasm; nucleus. NCBI's taxonomy places the organism in Eukaryota, Fungi, Basidiomycota, Tremellomycetes, Trichosporonales, Trichosporonaceae. Gene Ontology annotation, biological process: regulation of mitotic cell cycle; chromosome segregation. The transcript has 10 exons. The coding region runs from base 394 to 1344 and encodes 316 amino acids.